AUGAUCCCGCUAAAUAGUCUCACCAAUAACCAGAAGACCGAGCUUCGUAAUGCCUUCACGUUGAUCGACGGCGACUCCAAGGACUCGCUUAUCACCAAGGAAGACCUUGUCAAGUUAUAUAAGACGUUGGGGAUCCAGCCGCCCCGUAAAGCCGAUUUGGAGGUGAUGGUAGCUACCGAUGACAAAACAUCCAAGGGGUUAAACUUCGCCCAGUUUCUGAACAUCAUGGCCCAGCAGUUGCUGAAGUUGGAUGACCGUACCACCAUCCACAAUGCGCUACAGGUGUUUGCUGAAGGGUCGGACAUCAAUGACCUUAUCAUUGACGUGGAUACUUUGAAAGAGGCGUGCUGCUCGGUGCAGCUUGGAGAAAUCGGCUCGGGAGACAACCGAUUAUCGAGAGCCACCUUCGACGAGUUGGUCCGUGGCUUUGUCAAGGAGCAGAGCAAUGGUAAGAAGUUGUUUUUGGCAUCCAACUGGUUGGACGCGUAUAUUGACUAG
Yamadazyma tenuis ATCC 10573 is the source of this 498-nucleotide messenger RNA. RefSeq lists its product as uncharacterized. The record is from RefSeq and is a predicted model, not a curated record. Gene Ontology annotation, molecular function: myosin heavy chain binding; calcium ion binding; cytoskeletal motor regulator activity. Gene Ontology annotation, biological process: mitotic cytokinesis; actomyosin structure organization. NCBI's taxonomy places the organism in Eukaryota, Fungi, Ascomycota, Pichiomycetes, Serinales, Debaryomycetaceae. Gene Ontology annotation, cellular component: cytoplasm; myosin II complex.